UGGACAGUUAAGACACGGACAGCUCUUAAUCUUGGCAAUACUCAAGAUCUCACAACUUUAACUUCAGAGCAGGGUAAACGGUUGAAAGGAGUAAUUCACCAGAAGUUGAAGAUGUCUAGAUUAAUAUGGCUGCUGAUGUUACAAGUGUUACUGGUCUGUUAUCUUACAGUCCCAACAUAUUCACUUAGUAACAGAUAUUCUCGAGCAUCUAAAUGUAGGUGUACAGAGGAUACACACAAAAAAUGCUGCAAAGAUGGAAUGACUAACACUAAGUUUUGUGCCGACAAUUCAAAAGACAGUUGUUUCUUAGCAAUUUACGGGGUUUGGCUUGUUGAAGAUCUCUACGACAAAUGCCAAGACAGCCCUUGUGAUCAAACGAAUGAAGUAUGCUGUCAGGACAAGAUAAAUAACAAAUAUUAUUGUGCAAAUAAAUUAAUAGCUGGAGAUAGUAAUGCAAACUGUUUGUAUCAGAAGUUCAGCAGUGUAUGAAGAACCUGAUACCAGUUUGUAUACAUGUCUUUGGCUGUUAAUAAAACCUUAC
Owenia fusiformis is the source of this 541-nucleotide messenger RNA. NCBI's taxonomy places the organism in Eukaryota, Metazoa, Annelida, Polychaeta, Sabellida, Oweniidae. The record is from the annotation of a GenBank genome assembly.